Messenger RNA from Zalophus californianus (California sea lion), 1715 nucleotides. Its product is annotated as class I histocompatibility antigen, Gogo-B*0201 alpha chain-like. The record is from RefSeq and is a predicted model, not a curated record. Bases 125 to 1246 code for a protein of 373 amino acids. Gene Ontology annotation, molecular function: signaling receptor binding; peptide antigen binding. Gene Ontology annotation, biological process: immune response; positive regulation of T cell mediated cytotoxicity; antigen processing and presentation of endogenous peptide antigen via MHC class Ib. NCBI's taxonomy places the organism in Eukaryota, Metazoa, Chordata, Mammalia, Carnivora, Otariidae. Gene Ontology annotation, cellular component: external side of plasma membrane. The transcript has 8 exons.
CGGUUCGCAUUCCCAUUGGGUGUCGGGUUUCUGGAAAAGCCAAUCAGCGGCACCGCGGUUCCGGCUUAUAAAGUCUCCGCACCCGGAGCCCAGCUGCGACUCACAGUGUCCCCAGACCGCGAACAUGCAGGUCGUGAUGCCCCGAACCCUCGUCCUGCUGCUGUCGGGGGCCCUGGCCGUGACCGAGACCUGGGCGGGCUCCCACUCCAUGAGGUAUUUCCACACCGCCGUGUCCCGGCCCGGCCGCGGGGAGCCCCGCUUCAUCAUCGUCGGCUACGUGGACGACACGCAGUUCGUGCGGUUCGACAGCGACUCUGUCAGUCUGAGGUACGAGCCGCGGGCGCCGUGGGUGGAGCGGGAGGGGCCGGAGUACUGGGACCGAAACACCAGGAUUGCUAAGAGCCAUGCACAGAUAUACCGAGUGAGCCUGAACAACCUGCGGGGCUACUACAACCAGAGCGAGGCCGGCUCUCACACCUACCAGUGGAUGUGCGGCUGUGACGUGGGCCCCGACGGGAAGCUCCUCCGCGGGUACAGUCAGGUCGCCUACGACGGCGCGGAUUACAUCGCCCUGAACGAGGACCUGCGCUCCUGGACCGCGGCGGACACGGCGGCGCAGAUCACCCGCCGCAAGUGGGAGGCGACCGGUGUGGCGGAGCAGGACAGGAACUACCUGGAGGGCACCUGCGUGGAGUGGCUCGGCAGGCACCUGGAGAACGGGAAGGAGACGCUGCAGCGCGCAGAACCCCCCAAAACAUACAUGACGCACCACCCCAUCUCUGACCAAAGAGUCACCCUGAGGUGUUGGGCCCUGGGCUUCUACCCUGCGGAGAUCACUCUGACCUGGCAGCGGGAUGGGGAGGACCUGACCCAGGACACAGAGCUUGUGGAGACCCGGCCUGCAGGAGAUGGGACCUUCCAGAAGUGGGCGGCCGUGGUGGUGCCUUCUGGACGGGAGCAGAGAUACACGUGCCACGUGCAGCAUGAGGGGCUGUCCGAGCCCCUCACCUUGAGAUGGCAGCCGCCGCCUCAGCCCACCAUCCCUAUCACCUGGAUCAUUGCUGGUGUGGUUCUCCUUGCGGUCACUGUGGCCCUGAUUGGAGCUGUGAUCUGGAAGAAGAAGCGCUCAGGACCAGGACUAGGAGCUUCCUCUAGGAUCUCAUGGCCCAGCCCUGUUCUGGCCUCUGACAUGAUGUUUUCUUCCCACAGGAGGGAAAGGACCAGGCUACUCUCAUGCUGCAGGUGAUGACAGUGCCCAGGGCUCUGAUGUGUCUCUCACGGCUCCUCAAGUGUGAGACCAGCGGCCUUGCGGGGACUGAGUGAUGCAAGAUGUGUUCACACCCCCACUUGGUGACAUCAACAACCCCCGACUUCUCUUUCCGCAAAAGGUGUCAGAUGUGUCUGUGUUCUUAUGAGCAUAAUGUGGGGACAUGAGGAGAUUUGCCCGCCUAACAACCACGACCCCUGCCUAUGCUGAUUUGCAUUCUCUUCUCUGAUGUGCUUUCCUGUUCCAGCAGAGGCGGGGCUGGACCAUCUCCAUCCCUGACUUUAUUUCACGUUGGGCUGAGUACUAAUGACUUAUUUCCCUACGAAAAUUAGAAUCCAGAUAUAAGUUUUCUUUCCUAAUUCUUGACAUGUGGGGCUGAUGAGGUAAUAAAAGAGGAAAUUUGUAAUGUUGAGACAGCAAAUAAAUGAAGCCCUGAGAACCUUCCAGA